AUGUCGGGAUCAGAGACUCUUGAAGCAACCCGACGAAAAAGGCCUAGAGCGGCACGAGCAUGUGUCUUUUGCAGGGAGAAGAAAUAUCGAUGUGAUGAGCUGGAGCCAUGCGGCAAAUGCAAGAAGUCAAAUAAGCCCUGCGUCUAUGAGAACGCGGCCUCCUUGCGUGAGCGGAUCAACUCGGUAUCCCAAAGUCGGCUUGCGGCGCCCAAGCAAAGUACAGGUCGCCUGGGCCGAUUUGCGAAAGAUGGCCGUGUAACCGUCCGAGUCGACCCCUGUCCAAAUCCCUGCAACGAUGACAACGACGGUCCCUCCAGCAAUCAAGUGGGUGAGUUGAGUGAAAUCAACCCUCACACCCUGAACAGGGAGUUCCAUGGACCAACAUCGUCCCUCGCAUUCUUGGCGGCGCUACAACGGCGUGUGCCAGAUGAGUUCGACGGUCUAACAGACGGUAGGCAGCAGUCACUGGUGUCCGCAUUUCACAACGACAGUUUCCUUCCUCAGACAAUUGCAGAUGCUGGGAACCAAUCCCUUCGUCAGCACAGAUACUAUUUUCGACAGUCUCAAUUCUUCCUUGAUGCAUACUUUCAAAACCUCCAUUACAUUCAUCCGAUCAUUGAUCGCGCAGAGUUCCUCUCACGAUGCGAGGAUCUGUGGUUUGAACGAUCAGCAAAGCAACCCCAAAGUUUUGUGGCACUGUAUUUCGCGGUAAUGGCACUGGGCGCCUUGACACGGGAGUGGGAUGCAGCCUUGCUGGAUGGACUGGGUCGAUUCGGAUGGUCCAGGAAAAUGUUUGAGCAAGCCUCGCUUACUAUGGGAGGUUCUCCAUUUCAGACCGACAUAGAGACUGUCCAGGCGAGCAUUAUCAUGGCAAAGGUUUGCCAGAACGAGUUGAAUCCCCACUUGGCUUACAUGUAUCUUGGUAUCGCUGUGCGGACAAGCCUGUCAGCCGGACAUAACCGACAGUCUCAGGCUGUCCAUGACUCAGUAUCAUCACCACCCACAGAAGGUUUGUCGAUCUCUAAGACUUGGUGGGGACUCUAUUCCCUAGAAGUCGAGAUGAGCUUCGCUCUCGGUCGACCAGAUUCAUUGGGGCCAGAUCUGUAUCACAACCGAGCCAUGCCACCCAUCGACGACACCGGAACAGGAAUCAUAACGCCUAUGGUGGAGUUCGCCAGGAUUGUCAGGGAGGUCUCCAGCUUCGUCUUUCUUCCAGCAAGACCCAUAUCGCAGAGGAUCAAGCAUGCUGAUGAAAUCGAGGGGGGGAUGGAGCAAUGGGUAAAUUCGUUGCCCGACUUGAUACGUCCUCAACUUCAUGAUCUGUCGGACUCAUUGGGCACAAUGACUGACGCCAACUGGGCCAAGAAGCAAAGACACACACUGCAGUUUCGCUAUUUCAACGUCAAGAUGGUGCUCUUCAGGCCGUUCCUCUUGUACGCCGCGCGUACUCAGCGCUCAAGCACAGAAUGGGCAGCCGAACUAGACCAGCCCGUUUCCAAAUGUGUGUCGGCCGCCAGGAGCACCAUCAGGUUCAUGCAUCACAUGUACUGUUCCGCCACUUACUUUCGUACAUGGUGGUAUAACCUAAAUUACACACUCUACGCAGCGACCAUUAUCGUUGGCUAUUUGAACAAAUUGGCUAGUGAGACCGAAAGAAGCGAAUUACUGGGACUGAUCAGCAUGAGUAUUGAGAUACUCAAUGCCAUGGACGAACAUGUUGUUGCCAAGAAGGCUUCCGCAAUCUUGCAACAGGCUUCCGCUCAUAUGCAGCGCCGGGAGGAGGAUGCCGAUCAGGAGCCACCUCAACAACUAGGAAACGGCGAGCAUGGCAGCCGGAUCUUGAACGGCCGGAGCGCGAACGCUGCAACCGAGGCAAGUGAGUCUCCUGCUCCUGAUUUGUUCUUGGACUCUUUCGGCGAUGUCAACCUCGACUUUAUGUCGCAGCUCUUCCCAUGGGAUGAAAGCACUUCCUCAUUCUGGGACAUCUAA
Molecule: messenger RNA, 1989 nt
Organism: Exophiala xenobiotica
Lineage: Eukaryota; Fungi; Ascomycota; Eurotiomycetes; Chaetothyriales; Herpotrichiellaceae
Exons: 2
Coding region: 1-1989 (662 amino acids)
Biological process (GO): positive regulation of transcription from RNA polymerase II promoter by galactose; DNA-templated transcription
Cellular component (GO): nucleus
Molecular function (GO): DNA-binding transcription factor activity, RNA polymerase II-specific; RNA polymerase II cis-regulatory region sequence-specific DNA binding; zinc ion binding
Source: RefSeq, a predicted model, not a curated record